This is a messenger RNA of Ascochyta rabiei, 1673 nucleotides long. RefSeq names its product multidrug-resistance type transporter aminotriazole resistance, variant 2. The transcript has 2 exons. Gene Ontology annotation, cellular component: membrane. Lineage: Eukaryota; Fungi; Ascomycota; Dothideomycetes; Pleosporales; Didymellaceae. Gene Ontology annotation, molecular function: transmembrane transporter activity. Bases 1 to 1161 code for a protein of 386 amino acids. Gene Ontology annotation, biological process: transmembrane transport. The record is from RefSeq and is a predicted model, not a curated record.
AUGAACGAAACCAACGGCUCCUUGGAGCCUAAAGACGAAAUGUCGCGAUCGCACUCGUCAUUCAGUUCGUCAACUUCAGAACUAUCCCGCCACCCUACGCAAACUUCGACACAUCCUCCCAAGAAUGAGACCGAUCUUGAGCUGGCCCGAACAAAGUCCAUCGCGCAGGCCAUGUCGCCAGUGCGCGAGUUCCUGUUCGUUGGUUUGCUCUGUUCUGCACAAUUCGUCACGCAAGCUGGACUGGUCAACACGCUGAACAUUCUGCACAUCAUCGGCUCGGAUCUCGGUAUUACCGACCCUGGCGUUCUGUCAUGGCUCAUCGCAGGCUACUCGCUGACAGUUGGCACCUUCAUCCUCUUGUCAGGCCGCUGCGGUGAUCUGUUUGGUUACAAGACCAUGGUUAUCGUUGGUUUCACCUGGUUUGCCGUCUGGAACGUGGUGGCUGGAUGCAGUGUGUACGCGCCUGGAAAUGGCGGCCAAGUACUGUUCAUCUUCGCGCGCGUCUUGAGCGGUAUUGGGCCUGCUAUCCUGCUACCAAAUGCUUUGGGUUUGCUGGGCGCAACCUACGACGAGGGCAGGAGGAAAGACAUGGUGUUCUCGCUGUUUGGCGCCUGUGCACCAAGUGGCGCCGUUGUGGGCGGAACUUUUGCCGGUCUUUGGUCGCUCUUGUGGUGGCCGUGGACAUUCUGGACAUUCGGCGUCGCUCUAGCUUGUCUCGCAGGCCUGUCCUACAUCAUCCUACCUGCUGUUCCGCUUAAGGAAGAAGAUCAGAAUCUCAGUGUCAAAGAACGAAUAGCCGAACUGGAUUUGCUCGGUGCGACUGUAGGGAUCACUGCUAUGAUUCUGUUCAACUUUGCAUGGAACCAGGCACCCGGCUUUGGGUGGGAACGGCCGUACAUCUACGUUCUACUAAUUGUAGGGGUCCUGCUCUUCCCUGUGUUUUUCUGGAUCGAACUUAAAGUAUCGAAACACCCACUCAUUCCAUUCGAUGCUCUAAGCACUGACGUCAUCUUUGUGAUGAUCUGCGAAGCCUGCGGUUGGGCAGCUUUCGGUAUGUAUCUAUGUCGUCGUCCCGAAAUCCCGCUAAUGUCAGUAUGUCAGGCAUUUUUAUCUACUACUUUAUCCAGAUACUCCAACAGCUGCGCGGGACAUCACCACUGAUGACGAUGGCUCAGAUUUGUCCCGUCACCAUUUCUGGUUUCAUUGCUGCCAUCACAACUGGUCACGUCAUCUCACGCAUCGGUCCUGGCUGGGUUAUGUUUAUAUCUAUGUGCGCAUUCACGAUCGGUAGCAUUUUUGUCGCAACAAUGCCUCCACAUCAGAUUUACUGGGCCCAGUCUUUUAUUGUCACACUCAUCAUCCCAUGGGGCAUGGACAUGAGCUUCCCAGCCGGCACCCUGAUCAUGAGCAACGCUGUCGAGAAGCGGCAUCAAGGCAUGGCGGCGAGUCUGGUCAACACCAUCGUCAACUACAGUAUCAGCAUCGGUGUCGGCAUCGCAGGCACCGUUGAAACCCAUAUCAACCAUGGUGCACUCACGGAAGAAGACGAGUUAAGAGGGUACCGAGGAGCGAUGUAUCUGGGCAUUGGUCUGGGUGCGAUGGGAGUCCUCACAAGUGUACUGUUUUUGCUGAAGCUGCGUAUGCAUGAGAAGCGGAUGAUUAGCACAUCCUGA